This is a messenger RNA of Amaranthus tricolor (Joseph's coat), 1856 nucleotides long. RefSeq names its product calcium uniporter protein 2, mitochondrial. Gene Ontology annotation, biological process: calcium import into the mitochondrion; mitochondrial calcium ion homeostasis. NCBI's taxonomy places the organism in Eukaryota, Viridiplantae, Streptophyta, Magnoliopsida, Caryophyllales, Amaranthaceae. The record is from RefSeq and is a predicted model, not a curated record. The transcript is spliced from 3 exons. Gene Ontology annotation, molecular function: uniporter activity; calcium channel activity. Bases 108 to 1145 code for a protein of 345 amino acids. Gene Ontology annotation, cellular component: uniplex complex; mitochondrial inner membrane.
CUAUUUUUGCAUUCAAACUUUCCGUUUUCAUUAUUCUUUCAUACCUCCAUUAAAAUAGCAUUAAUACCUCCAUUAUCGUCUUUUCUAUUCUUAAUAAAAAAAAUAUAAUGGCGUUCAAAAAAACGUUAGUACAGAGAUUGUUCAAUCUCUCUAGAUUCUCAACACCCACAGUCUCAAGAAAUACCGCAGUCGGAAAACCACCUUCUGAACCCCCGGAAACCUCUCGAAUAACGAAAAGAAACACUCAACGUCGGCCGCUAUACCAGUCGGCGUCGUCAUCAUCAUCAGCGGCGAGUUUCCGGUUGUUUCCGCCUCAAAACGUGGCAGAAAAGCUGAAAGAGAUUAACAUUCGUAAAGAUCGCAUUAAUCUAGGAGGUUUAUUGGCGCUUCCUCAUUUAGCACAUGAAGAAAAAGCGCCGGAGGUGGGAUUAUCGGUGAAAGAGGUGAGGAAGUUGUUAAGAGCGUCGCAAAUGGAGAUGAUAAAGGAGAAAUUGAGGGAUAUAGGGAGAGAUUGGGUAACGUAUAAGGAAUAUGUUGAGAUUAUUGAGAAAAGUUGUGGAGGAAAUAAAGAAGAUGCGUUAUUGUUUGCUAAAAAUUUAGAUGAUUCUGGAAAUGUAAUUGUUCUUGGAAACGCUGUUUGUCUUCGUCCUCAUCAGGAAAUUAUAACAUUGGUAGCUAAGGCCAUUCAGAGUCUAGUAACACCUCCUGUUACUGACCCAAACGACCCGCGGAGACAAGAGCUGGAACUAUUGGAGGAGCAAAAGGCAGAGAUUGACCAAAAGGCGGAGGCGCUAGUUCGAAGGGAGUUAUGGGCCGGGUUGGGAUACAUGGUGGUCCAAACAGCAGCCUUUAUGAGGCUCACAUUCUGGGAACUCUCCUGGGAUGUGAUGGAACCCAUUUGUUUUUAUGUUACUUCCGCCUACUUUAUGCUUGGUUAUGCUUUCUUCCUAAGGACAUCCAAAGAACCUUCCUUUGAAGGAUUCUUUCAAAGCCGGUUUAAUGCUAAGCAAAGAAAGCUUAUGGAGAGUUAUGAUUUCAAUAUCGAAAGAUAUAAUGAACUCAGGAAAGCAUUUCACUCCCAAAAUUUACCAUCCUCUUUGGAUCAUAGUAAAAUGAUCAAGUUUGAUCACCAACAAGCUGAUUGAAGAAUACAGAGAUUAUUGAUACAUUUUUCUUUUUUUUUUUUGUUGCUAAUUGCGGAUAAGCUGUUUCUGUACUAUUUUGACUCCCUAUAUUCAAGAGUCAAGACUAUGUAAUUCUUUGAUGGUGAUGAAAAUGUCGAAUAUAGACAGCUGCGGCUCUUGUAUAGAAUUGGAGAGGAGACUUGGUUUUUUUUGCUUUACUUAUUUUGACUUUUUUGGCAUUGCAGCAGAUGUACUUCUCCAAUUGAGAUCUAUUUAAAACGCAGUCCUGACUUCAUUUUAUACAGAUCUUUUCUCUUGAUUGCUGUUAAUCAAAAGAGCCUCAAGGACAAAACUUUGCCAUGGGUGAUACACUAAUUGCACUUUGCCAUGGGUGAUACACUAAUUGCACCCUAGUCUCUACUUUUGACGAUAGUGCAAAAAUAAGGUUGUAUCACUAUAUUGCCAUCGUAUUACAAAGGUUUUGAGUUUAUCGCGACUAAAAUAUAGGCCGCAAUAAAAAAGAGGUGUUUAAAAAGACCCGACAGCUGAUAAUACCGGACAUUAUAACCGAACUCGACUAGACCCGACAUCAAUAUUGAUUUAAAAUUAUGUAAAAAACAAGGUUGACAUAAAAUCCGAUUAUGAACCGACUUGAAACACAUAUGACAUAACUCGAAAUCGACUCGAUUACCUGAAUGAAAACCUUGAGGCUGCAAGCUUUCAAUAGCUGUA